AUGGCAGGAUUGACCAGAUUUAUUAGCAAGUCAGCCGACAAGGCGCUUCCGUUUUUCAUGGUACUAAGAAAGAACAAGACAUUCGAGUGGGGAAAGGAACAGAGUGAUGCCUUGGAAGUAGUAAGGAAUCAUCCCAUAUCUCUUCCCACGAUUGCCAGGCCCGAGAAGGGGGAAGUGAUGCAGUUGUAUAUUUCAGCAUCACCAAAAACGGUAGCGGCCGUUUUGAUAGUGGAAAGGAAGAAGCAGCAGAAGCCGAUAUACUUUGUCAGUCACAUAUUGAAUGCGGUAGAACGCGGAUAUCCAGUGAUAGAGAAGAUGACGUUAACAGUAGUAGUGGCGGCUAGAAAGUUGAGUCCUUACUUUGAUGCACAUCCAAUAGAGGUGUUAACCAAUCACCCUUUGGAGAAAUCAUUGCAUAAAAUGGAUACAUCUGGUAGAUUAUUGGCAUGGGCAGUUGAGUUGUCGGAGUAUGAAAUAAGCUACAGGCCGAGAACGUCAAUUAAGGCUCAAGCAUUGUCGGAUUUCAUUGUUGAAACCACAUACACGGACGAAGAGGAAGAAUUGGGCACAUGGCAGGUAUCAGUUGAUCGUUCAGCUACGGCAACGGGGGCAGGGGCUGGAAUUGUGAUAACAGCUCCAGAUGGGAAAAUGUUUGAAUAUGCCAUGAAGUUUAAGUUCAAGGCAACAAAUAAUGAAGCCGAGUAUGAAGCUGCAAUAGCCGGAAUGCAGUUGUCAAUCGCAGCAGAAGCAAAGCGGCUGGUUUUAACAACUGACUCCCAACUGGUAUCAAGUCAGUAUAGUGGAGAGUAUGAAACUCGAGAGCCAGCAAUGGUGAAGUAUUUGGAGAAGAUGAAACAGUUAGCAGCGCAGUUGCAAUAUUUUGAAAUAAAACUGGUUCUGAGACUGAAAAAUGCUCAAGCAGAUGCGUUGGCAAGAUUAGCAAGUUCAAGUUUUAAUGACUUGGAAAGGACGAUCAUGGUGGAGGUUUUAAAGCAGAGAAGUAUAGAUGAGAUGUCGGCAAAGGUUUCAUGUAUUGAUGUUGGGAACCAGUGGUAUGAUAAAAUACUGGCAUACCUCAUCCAUGGUGCAGGGCCAGCGGAUAAGGGGGAGUUGAAAAGAUUAAGGAAAGAUAGCGUGUGGUUUGUCAUGUACCAAGGUCAGUUAUACAAAAGGGGGUUUGCACUGCCAUUGCAAAGGUGUAUAACGGAUUUUGAGCCAGCAAGGUUGUUAGAAGAAUUGCAUGAAGGUAGUUGUGGUAACCAUCUCGGAGCAAGAGCCUUAUCCAGAGAAGCAGUGAGAAGGGGAUACUACUGGCCGACGAUGAACGCAGAUGCAAUAGCUUAUGUUAAAAGAUGCGAGAAGUGUCAAAAGUUUGCCCCAGUUAUUAACUUGCCUCCUAAUGAUCUGACUCUGAUAUUAAAUCCAAUCCCUUUUGCCCAAUGGGGAAUGGAUAUAAUUGGCCCGUUCCCAUCGGCCACGGGUGGAAGGAAAUUUCUGAUAGUGGGGAUAGACUAUUUCACAAAAUGGAUUGAAGCAGAACCAGUAACGAAGAUAACGGCAUCAGAAGUGAAGAAUUUUAUAUGGAAGAGUAUCUUCACAAGAUUUGGGUUGCCGAUGGCGAUGGUUUUUUAUCAUGGAACCCAAUUUGAUUGUAAGCCAAUCAAAGAUCUCUUAACGAUGUACAAGGUGAAAUUUGCUUAUGCAGCAGUAUGCCAUCCACAGUCUAACGGCCAGGCAGAAGCAGCAAAUAAGCAAAUUAUAAUGGCAAUUAAAAAGAAGAUUGAAGAUGCAAAGGGUUUGUGGGCAGAUUUGAUACCGGAGAUAUUGUGGGCAAACAGGACGACAAUUAGAGAAGCCACAGGUGAAUCACCUUAUACUUUAGUGUUUGGAACAGAGGCAGUCAUACCAGCAGAGGUUGGGUUGCCGACAUUUAGGAUUCAGCAUUACUGUGAAGACCAAAAUGAUUUACUUCUACGACAACAGUUAGAAUUUUUGCCAGAGCUCAGAGAAAAAGCAGCAGUUAAGUCAGCUGCAUAUAAGGAAAGAAUGUCGAGGGCCUACAACAGAAGAGUGUCUCAUCGGCCGUUAAGUGUGGGGGAUUUAGUACUGCGAAGAACAGCGACGACAUGUAAGGGAAAUGAAGAUGGAAAGCUGACUGCAAGUUGGGAAGGACCUUAUCGGAUUAGAGAUGUCGUCAUCCAAGGAUCGUUUUAUCUGGAAACUUUGGAUGGGACACCCCUAAAGAAUGUAUGGAACACGGCUGUGCUGAAGAAAUACUACGUAUAA
Messenger RNA from Chenopodium quinoa (quinoa), 2286 nucleotides. RefSeq lists its product as uncharacterized. Gene Ontology annotation, biological process: DNA integration. NCBI's taxonomy places the organism in Eukaryota, Viridiplantae, Streptophyta, Magnoliopsida, Caryophyllales, Amaranthaceae. The record is from RefSeq and is a predicted model, not a curated record. The transcript has a single exon. Gene Ontology annotation, molecular function: nucleic acid binding; RNA-DNA hybrid ribonuclease activity. Bases 1 to 2286 code for a protein of 761 amino acids.